This is a messenger RNA of Phytomonas sp. EM1, 873 nucleotides long. Lineage: Eukaryota; Euglenozoa; Kinetoplastea; Trypanosomatida; Trypanosomatidae. The record is from the annotation of a GenBank genome assembly.
GAAUGGAGACGAAGUGUUUAUAUAUGUACCAGAAUAGUACCAGCUACAGUGAGAUUCCAAUUUUAGUUUAUACAGUAUUCCCCAAGCCACCUAGACGCUGGUCUCUUGUCGAGGGUGUGAACAUCGAAGGACUCCAUGAGAAUCCUACCUUCUUGAUUAUCAUGAACUUAGGGUAAACUAUUUAAGUCAACGCGUUUGAGAGCCGUCAGCCGUCAGCUGGUCUCUUUGUCAUCUAGCCCGUUCCGAAAGCCUCUAAGCUGUCGGAGGUCUUCGGUAGACCCACAACAAAGACCGCUGAAUGAAUUCUCCGAGUUACGCUACUCUUGAAGAUCAUAACAUCGCAUAAACAGGGAAUUUUAUUCUUGCCUCUCUACAGUCUUCCGUUGAGGUUCAUCAACAGACGUGUGAAUUGGCAUUCACGGUUUCGGUUUCAAUGGGCUUGAUCAUCCUGCGGGGGGGUGGUUAGACAGCUGAUUACAAGGUUAUCAAUAUAAAAGCACAUACAACAUGCGCACAGAUAAAUACCCCACAAAAUGUAUUCGGAUAAGGGUUCAGUUUUCCCAAGAGAGAUGAUUCGUUUGAAAUUUAUAAAAAAUGUUCCAUUUUCAUAGUUUUUUUAAAACCUCAUUUGAGUUGCUUGGUACAUUGUUCCUUAUCGAACUUCAUUUUUUUCCUAGAUGCAGGUUCUACUUAUAUAAUAUACAUCUGAAUAUAUACUUAAUGCUUUUUUUAAAAAUCAAAAUGCGAGUAGGUCUGCUGGUUUACAUUAGUGUAAGGGAUUCACGUGCAUCCUAUAGAUAAUUUUUCUGAAAGAAGGGCCUCAAAAGCGGUCCCUUGCAGCAAUCUGUAUCUCUUUUGCAAUGCAAGCAGUAA